Cyclopterus lumpus (lumpfish) is the source of this 5653-nucleotide messenger RNA. RefSeq names its product UDP-Gal:betaGlcNAc beta 1,4- galactosyltransferase, polypeptide 5 (gene b4galt5). Bases 571 to 1719 code for a protein of 382 amino acids. Gene Ontology annotation, molecular function: UDP-galactose:glucosylceramide beta-1,4-galactosyltransferase activity. The transcript is spliced from 9 exons. Gene Ontology annotation, biological process: glycoprotein biosynthetic process; carbohydrate metabolic process. Lineage: Eukaryota; Metazoa; Chordata; Actinopteri; Perciformes; Cyclopteridae. The record is from RefSeq and is a predicted model, not a curated record.
UUUUCUCGGCUUGGCGUUGCUCAUUUCGCCGAGAGAGGCGGCCAGCCCCCAUUCAUAGGGCAGGCAGGCAGGCAGGCAGGCGGGCGGGCGAAGCGCAGGAGCGGCCGACAAUCCACCGAACACCACCGACGUAGGGAGCCCGAAUGACGGUCUCCCACUGAAACCAGACCGGAACCACCACCACCACCACCCCCAACCCCUUCCCCCCCUCCCCCCCCUCCCCCCCCGAACCCCGUCCCCACGGGAAUGGAUUUGUGAACGCCCGUGAGACUCGAAGCCGUCGCGGAGGGAAACACGCCGACUUCCUCCUCCUCCCUCCGCCGCCGCCGCUCGCCAUCAGCUUCGCCGCAGACCCGGGGGCUACUACCUCCGCUCGGCUCGGGGCGAAGAACCGAGGACCCCGCUCGUUCCUCCGGGCAUCUUGACACGUUUGAACCCCCCCCCCCCACCCACCCCAAAACCUCGACUUGGAAGAUAACGGAAAACGUCCCCCCCCCCCCCACCCACACACACACACACACGCACCCCUCAUCCCGUGCGCGCGCGCAUGUGUGUUUUUUUGCUGCCUGUAUGAUGCCGACACAUUUGCGGUUCCGAAGAAGGUCAUUCCUCGGGCUUUUAUUCCUGUUUUCGCUCUCCACCUCCGCGUUGUAUUUCAUCUACUCCGCCCCCGGAAUCGUGAACGAGUAUGUGUUCAUGGUCCAAGCCAGAGGGAUCCAGCUCAGGGAGAACGUGAGGAACAUCGGGUCUCAGGUUCUGGAGCAGGUGGUGAGAGGAGCGUACAGCGUCAACGGCACAGAUUAUGCCUACGACUUCAACGUGAGCGAGAGCGAGGCUCCUCCCACCACGUACCUGCCGGAGGGCUUCACCUACCUGCCCUCUCAGGUGUGCCCCGAGCGGCUGCUCUCCAUGAAAGGCAAGUUGGAGGUGAACAUGAGUGAGGUGUCUUUGGAGGAGGUGGAGAAAUCCCUGCUGGAGGGAGAGCCCAACAGGACCCCCGGAGGCUUCUGGAAGCCCAAAGACUGUUUACCUCGCUGGAAGGUGGCGAUCCUGGUCCCGUUCAGGAACCGCCACGAGCACCUGCCCAUCCUCCUGAGACACCUGGUGCCAGUGCUGCAGAGACAGAGACUCCAGUUUGCCUUUUAUUUCGUAGAGCAGGGGGGCACGGAGCCAUUCAACCGCGCCAUGUUGUUCAACGUGGGCUUCAAGGAGGCCAUGAAGGACCUGGACUGGGACUGCCUGGUCUUCCACGACGUGGACCACCUCAUGGAGAACGACAGGAACUACUACGGCUGCGCGGACAUGCCCCGGCACUUUGCGGUCAAACUCGACAAGUACUCCUACAUGCUUCCGUAUACUGAGUUCUUCGGCGGUGUCAGUGGCAUGACGGUGAAGCAGUUCAAAAAGAUUAAUGGCUUUCCUAAUGCAUUCUGGGGCUGGGGAGGAGAGGACGAUGACCUCUGGAACAGGGUGCGGUACGCCAACUACACCGUGAGCAGACCACACGGAGAGCAGGGACGCUACAGGUCAAUCUCACGUCACCAUCGCGGGGAGGUCCAGUUCCUAGGAAGGUACAGUCUUCUCCGCCACUCGAAGGAGAGACAGAAAGUGGACGGCCUCCUCAACCUGAACUACUCCCCCCUGGUGUCCAGGAGGCCUCUCUACACCAACAUCACCGUCCGCCUGAGCAGAGAGCUGGCGCCCGUGGGCGACUACUGACGCCCGGAGGACGGCCGGACUGCAAAACACCCGUCAAUCAAAGUCCCGCUGGGCGUCGGCCAUAUCUCACCAGUCGCAGCGGCGCUCGGGACUUUUUUAAGUUGAUCGAUUCUUCGCUUUUUCUUCGUUUUUUUUCUUCUUUUUAUUUGUAUGCAACAAAACAAAAACAACAACAAAAAAACAACGGAGAAGAACAAAAAAAAAAAAGGAGACUCGAAUAAAUAUGUUGGAUAAAUCGUAAAAAGAAAAUUUAAGGAUAAAUGCUGCACCUGCUUGUGCCGCAGUCCAUCACUCCUCUCACCUGGGCUUCUCUAGUCUCCACAUGCCUUUUUGCACCAUUUUGGCCUUCAGCAUCCAUUCGAUAAUUUUCUUAUCCAGUCAACAAUUAGCUCAGUGCUUGUUUAUCAAAAUGGGACACACACACACACACACACACACACAGCCGUUUGACUCACAUGUGCUGACCUGGUCCCCGAGGCUUUGAUUUCUUUGAUUUCUUUGUUUUUUGCUUUGCUCUUGCACUUUUUAAUUUUAAUUUUUCAUAAAUGCAGUUAAAAGCACGCAGAAAAACAUUUGCAUGCGCACACUUUACGCCGACGACACCGCGACUUUUUUUUUUUUUUUUGCCGAGUGGACUCUCGCAGCUGGUUCUGCAGAAGGUUUGCCAAAAAUCUACAAGUGGAAGAAGAAGGAGGAAAAAAGUGAUGUAAAGAGUGAGUGUUUUCAGUCACGUAUACCGUUUGUGAAAUCCUAACUUUUAGAGAAUAUUAAUACCUUCAUCACCUCUUCACCAACUAUGUUUUUUUUUUCUUCCUGUGAACGUACCGUUUAACAAAAAGAAACAAGACUGUGGUGUGUGUGUUUGCGUCGGACGUUGCGUGUGUGUGUGUGUGUGUGUGUGUGUGUGUGUGUGUUUUGGGAGAGCGACCGCUCUUCCCGUUGGCAAUAAGCUGUGAUCUCAGACGGCAGAACUUGGGGCCCGACUUCCUCGCCAUACAAAUGCAAUGGGGCGAGCCCUCUGAUUGGACGACGGAGAAAGAAAAGAAGACGGAAAAAAAAAAAAAAAAGAAGAAAAAAAAAGGGAGCGACAGCGUAUGCAAACUUCACAAUCGACACACCUUUGCCUGAGCAAAAGCGACGCCCUCUUCAGUGUGUGUGUGUGUGUGUGUGUGUGUGUGUGUGUGUGUGUGUGAGCGAGGGAGAGCUAUGCAAAUGGCCUGUUGUCAGUGAGAGGUCGUCGGGUUGACCUCCAGGAGGCUUCAUCACGCCCCGAAACUGUGACCGACCCGACCUCAGACCCGCGUGCACGUCCAGAGAGACCAACAUUAUUUUUUUUUAAGAUCCCACGAACCUCGACGUUUAAAUCACAUUAAUUAUUUUUUUUGGGAGCGAACUGGAGGUCGAAAACUGAACUGCUGCCACCGUCACUUGUGUUUACAGAAGCUUUUGGUUUGUUUGUUUUUCUUUAAGUCGGCCCGCCCUCUUCCGCUGUGAGAACAACCAAUCGGUGGCUGCCUUCUUCUUCUUCUUCUUCUUCUUCUUCUUCUUCUUCUUCACUUCUUUAUCUAAGACGUGGACUGGGUGGGGGGGGGGGGGUAGAUGUGAAUGCUCUUUUUCCACGAUAAGCCGCUGGUUAUCUCAGCCGGCCUCCUGUUUGGCGGCGCGCGGCCCGACACUGUGCAGCGGUGCACGGCUUUCUCUUCAUUUUGUGUGUUCGACAGUGUUGAUUUUGAGUGAAAUAUCCCAAUACUGUAAACGUAGCUCCUUUCUUUCUUUAUUUAUUUACAGAGAACAAGCAUAACUGUCCGUCUCUCUUUUCACACAAAAUCGCCUUGUAUGCAUUUCUUGAGAUGCAUCUUCUGGGUGGAGCAAGAAGUAAAGGGGCUGGACCUCGUUUUAUUUAUUUUAAUCAUUUUUAAUGGAGUAUCUUUUUUUUUUUCUUUUUCACGCGACGACGUAGUCGGCGACGUGCGGCGGAUGCACUGAAAUUUGUGGUUGUGCGUGGGAUUGUGACGUUCGGGUCUGUGUAAACGGGGGAGCCGUUCUGUGUGUGUGUGUGUGUGUGUGUGUGUGUGUGUGUGUGUGUGUGUGUGUGUGUCUGUGUUUUAAUUGGAUGAAACAGACCGCGUUGGAAGAGGCCAUUUUGUGUGACAACCACAGGAAGAGCGAGCUGGAAUCGGACCAAUGCGAUCGGCGUCCACCGGCCACCUCCUUCAUACUAAUUGAGAAUCAAUGGUGCUGACCUUUCCAGAGCCCCUCCUCCCCCCCCCUCUCCGUGCCCACUAGCGCCUGUUUCCACAUCGCAGAAGGCCGGCGCCGACGGUCUAAACAUCCCCUCCGGAUCGGCCGGCGCCCUCUCCACGUCCUAAGUUGUGUGUUUCCUGCUCUGGACGCAUGUGUUCACCUCCUAAGCGAUCGCUCGGGAGGGGCCUGGUGGGAGGGGCCUGGUGGGAGGGGCCCGGUGGGAGGGGCCCGGUGGGUUUUCUUUUCCACGUGUGUUUGAGUGAAAUGGCUUUUAAAAAAAAAAAAAAGUUUCUCCAUCUAAAGGUUCUCUUUAUUUAGAUUUUAUUUUAUUUUGUCUCCUAGCACUGAUCUGAAAAUGAUUUAUAAUUAUCCGGUUGUGAACAACUCGCAGGUUAUUUUGACACAUGUUCUCUUAAUUUUUAUUUUAUUUUAUUUUAUUUUUUUAUCAUUGCUUUAAAUUAAAAGCUAGAUGGAUAUUUAGCGGAAGCCAAAUGGUUUACGUCUCAUUUUUUUAGUUGUUUUUUGGUGAGGAAUCCGACCUCCAGUAUUAGGCUCGAUAUACUCUGAUGUAGAACGAGCAGCUUCAUGAGCCAAUCAGCGAGGAGGGUUUCCUGACUGCUUUGCUCAAACAUGACUAAAAAUAACAACUGGUGCAAAUCACCACAAAUAACUUUUCUUUAAAUUAUUAUUUAAAAACAGGAAAUGUGUUUGUGAUGAGAGCAUGCUGGCUAGUGGUGUCCUUGAACCAGGACCAUGUAUGUUAAGAUUUAUAUUCAUAGAUAUUUAUAUAUAUAGAUAUUUAUAUAUAUAAAUAUAUAAAUAUCUAUAUAUUAUCCAUGGUCCCAGACAAAGACCAAGCCUGCUGCUCACUAAGAGGCUUCCGUCAUCCCACCCUCUCUGAUCCAUUCUGUACCAGUUUAAAUGAAGGGACCUUUCUUUGGGCAUCUGACAAGACUGGCAGCCUUAAAGCUUCUUAAUUUAUUUUUAUUCUCUUUCUCUCUUUUUUUUAAAAUAUAUAUAUGAUAAAAAAUGUUUAAAUAAAAAAAAAAAAAAAAGUGCAUAUCAAGAAAAUGAUCAUUUGUAAAUACUGUUGUGUGUGUGUGUAGUGUUUUAGAAAUUCUAUAGAGGUCUUUAAAAAUCACUACAGAUGCUCGCUUUAAGAAGGAGAUCCGGUGCCACGUCGGUGCUGGUGAAGCUGAGGCAUCAACGUUUCUUCAUCACCGCUUCCCUUCACGCCUCCUCCUCCUCCUCCUCCUCCUCCUCCUCUUUCUUUUUUUAAAUACGAUAUAACGCGUUCAUUCUCCUCACAAUGUCUCCUUUUUGCGCGUGGCGUCUCCGUGGCGAUGGCUGGGGGGGGGGGGGGGGGCACCAUAUGCUUACAAUGCAAUGACAACAUAAGCACCCAAACCAGCUAAACAGUCCACAACAACAACAACAAAAAGAUCCAGAUUGCUUAAAUUUAAAAUGUAUCUAUAUCUAUCUUCUCUGAUUGUAAGGAGAGCGUUUCUCCUUGAAUUGAAGCCAUUUGAAGCCACUUGUCGAAACUUGAUGUCAGCCUUAUGUGGAUCUGUUUGUGUAUCGGCAUAUUAUCUUUUUGAUUAUUGAAAUUUGUAUGAUGGAGAUUUUUUCUUUUAUACCAUCAUUGUUUAUUGUCAAUGUACACCAAUAAAAUGAAACUUGUAAAAGUGUG